Messenger RNA from Centruroides sculpturatus (bark scorpion), 5233 nucleotides. RefSeq names its product major facilitator superfamily domain-containing protein 6-like. Gene Ontology annotation, cellular component: membrane. NCBI's taxonomy places the organism in Eukaryota, Metazoa, Arthropoda, Arachnida, Scorpiones, Buthidae. Bases 3462 to 5129 code for a protein of 555 amino acids. The record is from RefSeq and is a predicted model, not a curated record. The transcript is spliced from 6 exons.
AAAAUUUUGUGUAAAUUCUUGCAUUUUAUUGUUAAAAGAUGAUCCAUACCCAACUGCUUUCUCAGUAGAAAGCAGUAGUUGGGUGUGGAUCAUUGUUAGUUAGAGUAGUGCACUCUUCUCAAACUGCACUUACUAAAAAAUAACUACCAUGUUCGUUCGUCAUAAAUCAAAAAAUUGUUCAUUCGAUCCUCAGGAAGGUCAAUUAAUUUGAUUGAAAAUAUUAGAUUACAUUAAUAAAAUAGACUACCUGUUAAAGGUUAGUAAAGGGUAGUUGGAUUACUGACCUAUAAACUAGACUUUGCAUUUGUUCUGACAUUACUUGUUUGAAAUUGGUAAUACUUAGUCAUGGAAAGUGUUUCACAGGAGAUGAUGCUUAUUUUCAUCAGAAUGGAAGUAUAGAUACUCAUAACUGCACAUUUAGGCUGAGGCAAAUCAAUAUGCAAUGUAUAAAAUUUCUUUGCACUUCUAAACUUGGGUUAUUUUAUAGUAAGAGUUAACAGAUCAAUGUGAUUGUGUAUAUUAACAAUCAAUCAUUCAUUAUAAAAACUGACCUGGCAUACAGUUUGCUUUAUAUCUCAAAGAAAGUAUUAGCACUAGAAUUUAAAUUUUUCCAUUUGCCUAUUGCCCAGAUAUGAAGAGAUGUUGAAGUCUUUUUAUUCUGAAGUUGCAGAAAUGAAGAUCUAUUGGUUUGAUCAUUUGUACGCAAGGUGGAGCAUCUCAUAUUGGAGUGUGUAUCAUAGCAGUUGUUGGUAACAGCCACCAGAGUGAUUCAUUGUUCAUCUCCAACCAGCAUGGCCAUCUCCAUCACAAUCUUAUCUUUUAAAACUCAAAAAUAUAAUUUUGCAGUUUUAAAAGAUAGAAAGAUGUUUAUGAGAAACAUUAGUACAGAUUAGUUGCAUUCUACUAUUAUUUAUCAUUUAGCCUGCCAUGUAAGAGGGACAAAUGGAAUUUGGGCUUCCAGACUGAUAACUGUCUGGAUUUUUCACCAGUAUUGGCUGCCCUUGAAUGUCUGCUUUGUGUGGCAACUGCUGGACCUAAAUGAAGCUGUGGAUGCCUCCAUGAAUUUUCAGAUUCCAGAUGUUGAUCUUCAUCCUUCAAAUUUCAAAUGACUCUGAUACAAUAGGCAUUUUAUAAUCUAAACUAUAUACACAGUGUGCCAAAUAAGUAAUGAGACUGAUUUUUUUCCAUGAAUACUUUCAAGAAAUGUGCCAAAUGUGGUUACCUUUUCACCGGCUAGAUUGUGCUGAACAAGCAGAUGCUUCAAUCAUGUCAAUGACUCAGCCAGUUCAUGCACAGCAGUCAUGAAAGUAUUGUUGUGCAAGUAGCGGUGGUCAAACGUAGCAUAAUGGAUCAAAGAGCUGUGAUAAAAUUUUACUGUAAAUUAGGAAAAAUGGCAUCAGAAGUUUACAAAGACAUGCUUCUUGUGCAUGACUAAGACAAUCAUCCCUGUAAACAAGUGUUCCUCUGGUUAUCAGCAUUUAAGAACGGAAGAGAAAUCUUAGAAGAUGAACAACGCAACUUCAUCAGUACUACUUAGUACUGAUGAAGUCGUGUUAUUGUAUGUACUACAUCAGUACUGAUAGUGACCAGACAGUACUACUUAGGAGUCAUACAACGUCUCUUUGCUCGCAUGAGUCGUGUCAGGAUGCAUCUGUUCCAAAGCAACAGUUGGGUUUUUCUGCAUGACAAUGCACUGGACUCUCUGUGCACUGGGCUCUGUGAAACAGUUUUUAGCAUCAAAACAGAUCUGUGUGCUAGAACACCCACUCUAUUCACCUGAUUUGACACCUGCAGACUUUUUUCUAUUUCUGAAAAUUAAAUGUGCUUUAAAAGGGGAACAUUUCAGUGACAUUGAGGACGUCAAAUGUACUGUGACAAACAGACUGAAGGAGGUACACAAACAGGACUUCCAGCGUUCUUUUAACAACUUGUAUGAUUGAUGUAAACGUUGUGUGGAGGUGCAAGGGGAUUAUUUUGAAUCCAUGUAACUGCAAAAUUGAAAUAAAGUUCUUAGUUUGGAUGUAAUGUUAGUUGUAUCAUUACUUAUUUCGAACAUUGUGUAUAUGAUGCAGAUUUGGAACCAUUAGGAGAACACAAUCAGCAGUUUGUCAUGUACUGUGCUCUAAUUUUGCACUGAGGCAUGAUGCAAAUGUUAAUGUUCUCAUAAUUCACAUAAAGCAGUGUUUUUUCAAACACUAAUUCAUAAAAAGUUCCACUAGUCUGCAGAAAAAUAUUUGACUGUACUUAAGCUGGAGCAGUUGAUUACAGGUAACAUUUAAAUAGUAAUCUAGAUUUAAAAAAUAUGUAGAAAAGACUAAAAUGUCUUGAUUUUUGCUAUGUCAAAUCACCAGGAACAAGUCUUCCAUUGCAGAGAUGAUCUUUUAAUAAAAUAAAAUAAAAAAACAGUAAACUAGAUAAUCAUGUAUAAGCAUAAUUUAUAUUCAUAUGUAAUUACUUGGUCCAUGUAAAAUUCCAUAAUUUUACUGGUCUGCAAUGAGAGAAAGAUUAAAAAACACUGACAUAAAGGAUAGCUCAGAACAUGAAAAUUUUUCAUCACAUAGCUCGUUUGAUUUACAUUAUAACUCUGAAAUUGCACCAUUGAUAUUUUCUCUCUGCAAAUUCUCCCUGUUGGUAAAUUAUAGAACUAUUUUUUUGCAUGGAAAUUGUUUUCAUAUAUUCUGAAGAGUAUUUCAACUAAAUUUGGUUGAAUUUCAGGCACUAUAUAUUUCUACAAAUGACUUUGAGUAGGCUAUUUUAAUGAUGAUCAAAUUAUAUAUCCAUCUUUAGUAAAUAAGAAGCAAUAAUUUAUGUUAAAGAUACACAAAUAUAAUCUAACUGUUUAACUGUAAUUACAACAAAAGUUUCUUUUGAAAUUUUAUUUUAAAACUAGAAAUAUUUCUCUUUCAAUUUACUAUUGAAAAUGCUUAUCAUGUGUUUUUUUUCUUAACAUUCUUUUCCUAUCUAGAAACUAUUUCUAAAUCAAUUAUUUUUCUUGUUUAAAGUAUUACAUAAACAGUACAUUGAAUUCAUAAACAUCAGGUCACAUGAUACAAAGUGCAAUGUGGUUUUAAAUUUAAUGUUUUUUUGCCUUGUCUUUUAUAAUAUAUGCAUUUUAGAUCAGGUAGUAGAAGAGUAAUUAUCAUAUUACAAUAACAUGUAAGCAUUUUACAAUAUUUCAAAUAUAAGUAACUAUGGUGUGAAGCAUUUAAAAUAUAAACAUAUCAUCUACAGGAUAUUGUAAUUAUAUAUGUUAAUGUUAAUCAAUUUCGUGAAGGUCACCGUUAGAACUUCAAUUAAUUUAUCAUUUAUACACCAGACGUCAAGAAGAAACAUUUUGAUAGUUUUAAUCAUUGAUUACUUAUAAGUGAUCUAGAACUAGUUUUUUUGAACUGGAUUCAAAAAGGAAAUACUUUGAAAGUAUUUAUCUCUGACUCUUUCAAGUUUUCUUUUUGUAAAUCAUCAUGAAGAUUUUUAAUCAAAACAUUAACAAGAAUUUGCUUUUCAUAAAGCUACACUAUUUUUUAUAUUAUGGAGCUGAAGCUGGAAUAUUACCAUUUCUAUCUGUGAUAGCCGGACAACAGCAAAUUUCAGCUUCGGCGGUAGGAGUGAUAUUUACUAUUCUUCCUUUUAUUACGCUAGCAGCAAAACCAUUCUUUGGUAGUGUUGCCGAUCAUCUACAAAAGUUAAAACUUAUGUUGAUAUUAUUUAUUAUAACAUUAACAUUAUCUUAUCAUUGUAUGUAUUAUAUACCAAAACUUUUUAUUAAAAACGAAGAAACAAAUUUAAAUAUUUUGCUAUUUUGCAAUACAAUCACUUCUUAUUUCACUUUAGAUGAUAAAUAUAAUUUGUCGUGCUUCCAUUCUGCAUUGAAGAAUAAUUACACAGAAUGCAGCAUGUCCUGUCAGCCUUGUAACUACUUAAAAAAUAAAACAAAUAUUCAUAAAUUUGAAAAUUUUACAUUAUUGGACUUUGCUUUGUGCAAACAAGAACAUUUACAGUAUUCAGUAAGCAUUGAAAAUAUUUCUGAUGCUUUUGUUAUUACAGAAGCAGCAUGGAGAAGUACAUCUGUAAAUCCAGUAUGCUUUGAUGAACGACAAUUUUAUUGCAGUAUGAAAUGCAAUAUAUCAUUUACAAACUGCAUCAAUAAUGAAGAAGUUAUUUAUAAAACUCCACAGUUUUGGUUAUUUUUUACUUUUAUUAGUGUUUCCUGGGUUUCUUCUGGUGUAAUAACGUCAUUAUCUGAUGCGGCUUGCUACGAAUUACUAGAUGAAAGGAACGAUCUCUACGGAAAACAAAGGUUGUGGGGCACUAUAGGAUGGGGUGUGUUUAGUUUAUUUACUGGUCUUUUAAAUGAUCUCAUAACAGGAGAUUCACCACAUAAAAAUUAUUCUGCCAGUUUCUAUAUGCUCAUUGCACUUGUAGUUUUAGAUUUAAUUAUUCUAAUAGAUUCCAAUAUUAAAAAUGCUAAAUUUUCUGAAACCUCUUUCAAAAAUGUAUGUAUGCUGUUUUCCCAGAUUCGUAUAGUUAUUUUUAUAACAACUGUUUUUAUUAUUGGGGCUCUUACGGGUCUUCAAUGGUCAUACUUUUUUUGGUACAUGACAGAUUUAAAAGCUAAUCAAUUAAUAAUGGGUUUAGCUUUAGGUGUAGAAAGCUUUCUUGGUGAAUUGCCAUUUUUCUUCUUUGCCGGAGAAAUCAUAAAAAAGUUAGGUUAUGUAAACACCAUCAGUCUUACUUUAUUUUCUUUUUCAAUACGCUAUUUAUUGUAUUCUGUUAUUAAUGAUCCAUGGUUGGUUCUACCAGUAGAAUUGUUACAAGGACCAACGUUUGGUAUAUUUUAUGCUGCAAUGACUUCAUAUGCAAACAUGAUGGCACCAGCAGGAACAGAAGCAACAAUGCAAGGAAUAUUAGGAGGAAUAUUUGAAGGUUUAGGUAUUGCAGCAGGAAGUUUAUUGGGUGGAUUAAAUAUUGAUUAUAACGGAAGUCAUGACACAUUUCGAAAGGCCGGGCUGAUAGCUAUUUUAUGUUGCUUGCUUCAUGUAGUAAUCAAUGUAAUUUUGUCUUGCAAGAAAUCAUCUAAUAUACAAUCAGGCGAGAGAAUAAACAACAGAGAGUCGACUUCCUUUUUAUGAAACUUCUGAAAAGAUUCUGAUGUAAAAAAUUGGGAAUAUCUGUAUGACAUUUAUAUAAAUAAUUUAUUACAAGAACUUAAUAAAUUUUGUUUAAAAUAUCAAAA